Protopolystoma xenopodis is the source of this 471-nucleotide messenger RNA. The record is from the annotation of a GenBank genome assembly. Lineage: Eukaryota; Metazoa; Platyhelminthes; Monogenea; Polystomatidea; Polystomatidae.
UGUCAAGUAGUCCAUUUGGAUAACGACAACCUUAAUUAUCUGCAAUAUUACUUGAUCCCUUUUUCCUUCAAGAUCCGUGUUGACAUGGUUUUACGGAAAUUAGGCCUAGUCGAGUCAUCUUGGAGGUUUACUGUCAUCGCGCUUGGUCUUGAUCCCGCACUGACCGUUCCAUUCCUGAUUGUUGGUCAGGCACGUGAGCCUCAAGUGCUGUUUGAAACGUCGCAUCUCAAUAUCAAGGGCGUACUAGUUGGACAUACGAUCAGAAAGACAGUCAACCUGAUGAAUUUAGAGUCUGGCGAUGCUAACAAAAGACUCCCUAUCACUGACGAAACGAAACCUCAAGGACUAAGUGCUAAACAGGACGACUCCCUCAAGUUCAGCUUCGUCGAGGCAAGUUGUUUUAGUGCUGGACAAUUGGACAGAGUGCAUGUAGAACCCAUUGAAGGCAGAGUGGAUCCUGGAAGCAAGUAA